AAGUGGGAUGAGCUUCCGUCGAAGGAAAUGGUGCCUCAACAUUUCGUUGGAAGGGAAGAAGCAGAAGCCCGAUGGGAGAUUGUAGCCCCCUUCAUCUUCCCCUUAUAUGUGACAGAUCAGCACUCUAACCGACGACUGAGCUAUUUACCCCUGUCGUGGAUGACAGGGAAGAAGCUAGACGGCCGAGACCGUCGCAGCGCUACUCUCCGGAGUUCUCCUCCGGCGAACUUUCUCUUCUUCUUCAUUCCUCUUCCGUACAAUUCCUUGUAACACCGGCGCUAUGAGGCCUUUGUCUGUGAUCCAAUUAAAAAGAUUUAGCUCACCUCUCUCUGUGUUCUUUGAUUCAAUUUGCUUUCCUCUUUAUUUAUGUUCUUCUUUUUCAUCAACAGAAAACACAAGCUGUUGGGAUCCAGCUGUUUCUCUAGAUCUCAAGCACCCCACUCUUCUCUUCCUCGAGAAGAACUGCAUAACCAUUCACCAUUUCAGAGAGAUCUUGGCCCAGAUGAUGCGGCUUCAUCUCACUGCCCAGACUUUCCCCAUGAGUAGGCUUCUUUACUUUGCCGCAGUCUCCCACCCUGAGCAUCUUCUGCAUUAUGCUUUUCUCCUCUUCCAACACUUCACUCCCAAUCCCAAUCUGUUUGUUUUCAAUACCAUGAUUUCAGCUCUCUCUUUUUCACUGACCCAAUCAAUAUCAAUGUACAAAUUGAUGCUUUGCUGCCGAAUUCGCCCUGAUGAACACUCUCUACUUUCCCUUCUCAAGCUAUGUUCUUGCUUGUCUGUUACCAAACAGAUUCAUACGCAUAUUAUUGUGAAUGGAUUCAAUUGGCAUGUAUAUUUGCAGAAUUCUCUUAUCAACAUGUAUAUGGUGUGUGGGAAACUAGAGUCUGCCUAUCAGGUGUUUGAAAUAAUGCCCCUGAAGGAUGUAGUUUCGUAUAAUACCAUGAUAUCUGGAUAUGCUAAGAAGAGUCAUAGCUGGGAGGCUUUCGAGCUGUUUCAUGAAAUGGUUCGUUCCGGUAUUGAGUUAGAUCUGUAUACUGUGGUAGGACUUCUGCAGUGUUGUGUUCAGCUUAAAGAUGAGGUUUUGGGGAAGUCUGUUCAUGGAUUGGUGAUGAGGAGAUUGUCAACAUGUGAGGCCUCUCUGGUUGUAAACAAUGCUCUCAUGGGCAUGUACGCUAAGUGUGAGCAGAUGAGAAUUUGUCUGAAAGUUUUUGAGGAGCUUGAGAAAAAAGAUAGUAUAUCAUGGAAUAUUAUUAUAUCUGGUUUUGUCAAUUCUGGAGAAUUAGAUAUUGCCUGCCAAUACUUUAGCAAGGCACCCAUUAGAGAUUUGGUUUCAUGGAACUCACUGCUUGGCGGAUUUGCCCGUAAGGGGGACUGGAGAGCAAUGAUGAACUUCUUUGAGAAAAUGCUGGCUCAGAAUGUCAAACCUGAUAAAAUUACAAGCAUAACUCUAGUUUCUGCUGCUUCAGAAAUGGGAGUUCUGGAUCAAGGAAGAUGUGUGCAUGGAUGGGUGGUGAAGGCGCAUGGAAGUGCUGAUGCAUUCUUAGGAUCUGCACUGAUAGAUAUGUACUGUAAGUGUGGAAGCAGUGGAAGUUCUCUUCAAGUUUUUGAGUUGAUUAAAGAUAAAGACAUUACUGCAUGGACAGCCAUGAUCAGUGGGCUUGCAUUCCAUGGCCAUGGAACCAAAGCUUUAGAAAUAUUUGGGAAACUUGGGGAAGGAGGCCUAGUGCCUAACUUUGUCACCUUGAUUGCUGUUCUUACUGCUUGCAGUCAUUCUGGGUUGGUGGACGAAGGACUAAGGAUUUUCAGUAAUAUGAAACAGGAAUAUGGUGUUGAACCGGGAGUAGAGCACUAUGGGUGUCUUGUGGAUCUUCUUGCUAGAUCAGGGAAGCUUAAUGAAGCAAGAGAUGUGAUUGGAAGGAUGCCGAUGAAGCCGACCCAAUCAAUGUGGGGAGCUAUUUUGAGCGCUAGCAGAGCCCAUGGUGAUAUGAAACUUGCAAUGGAGGCUUUAAACAAACUUGUAGUGUUAGAACCUGAGGAUGAUGGUGGCUAUGUCUUGUUGUCCAAUGUAUAUGCUUCUUGUGGGAGAUGGAUUUAUUCGGAUAUGGUUAGAGAGAUCAUGGAAGGAAGAGGAAUAAAAAAGAAUACAGGUUGGAGCAGUGUGGUUAUUGAUGGGGUUCUUCAUGCUUUUGUUUCUUCAGAUAAGAGGCACUCAAGUUGGGAUGAACUUUGUAUUUCACUAUGUCAGUUGCAUGAGGAAAUGAGUCUCCUAACUGAGACAAUGUGAAGCAUUCCACAGAUUGAGUGAUUGCUGAAAUCAUGGCUUCUUUUGCCUUUAUGUUUUGCAAGUAGUUGUCAGAUUUACGGUAAGCCAACUUGCCAUCAUGCCAGAAAUUACAAUUCCUCCCCCUUUUAAAGUUCUUAUGUCAAUUAUUCGCUCCAUCGCAAAUGUCCUACUCGCCGCUUAUAAUUUCCAUCCUGGAACCAUCAAAUCGUGAAGCUGUUCAAGGCAAAUGGGUUCGAAGCUUUUCUGUGCCCACCAUCUCAUCUUCUCGAUCAAGAAGCGAUGAGUCAACAGAUACAAAAUUAACAAAAAAAGGAAAGUUGUUCUACGAAUCCUAGGACUCCAAAUAUUGUAGCAUUCUUUGAUGUUGAUUACGCUCAAUUGAAGAUUGGAAGCCGACAUGGGAUACUCUAUCUUUAUCUGAGGUAAUAUGACAUCUAGAAAAAUAAGAAAUAAGCUAUUGUAGCCAAAAUUUAUGCUGUGGCUAAGUGCAAAUUCAUAGCUCAUUUUGCGUCUGAAAGGAUACGAGUAAAAGAAUCAUUGAAUUUAUAGGAUUGUAUUGUAACAAUUGCAGCAUCAUCUCUAUUGACAAUAAUAUUAUUUUUCA
Messenger RNA from Phalaenopsis equestris, 2888 nucleotides. Its product is annotated as pentatricopeptide repeat-containing protein At3g04750, mitochondrial. The record is from RefSeq and is a predicted model, not a curated record. The transcript is spliced from 3 exons. NCBI's taxonomy places the organism in Eukaryota, Viridiplantae, Streptophyta, Magnoliopsida, Asparagales, Orchidaceae. Gene Ontology annotation, biological process: RNA modification. Gene Ontology annotation, molecular function: protein binding; RNA binding. The coding region runs from base 281 to 2284 and encodes 667 amino acids.